Messenger RNA from Phacochoerus africanus (Common warthog), 3174 nucleotides. It is a transcript of the gene CAVIN2, whose product is annotated as caveolae associated protein 2. The record is from RefSeq and is a predicted model, not a curated record. NCBI's taxonomy places the organism in Eukaryota, Metazoa, Chordata, Mammalia, Artiodactyla, Suidae. Gene Ontology annotation, molecular function: protein kinase C binding. Bases 324 to 1598 code for a protein of 424 amino acids. The transcript is spliced from 2 exons. Gene Ontology annotation, cellular component: cytoplasm; caveola.
AAAGGGAAGAGGCAGCAGGAAAGUAAAGCUAAACCUACAGGAAAGUGCCCUGUGCCGAGGAGAACGUGGUGAGGAAGUGUGUGCAAGCCUCUGAACCCUGAGUGGUUCUCAGUUCUGUAUCCUUCACCUCCCACUGGGUGGAGUAGGUCUUUUAAGAGCAGCUGGAAUGCAGUUCCCCUGAUCAGUGUAGCCAGUUGUUGCCUGUCGGAACUUCUGCCAGUUCUAGAGAGCCUGCUCCAAGCUCAAACCAGAGGGCCAAGCUCCGCACCCCUCACCGCCAUCCUUCUCGCGGGAGCCAGAAGAAAGUUUCCACCUGCCCAGGCAUGGGGGAGGACGCUGCACAAGCCGAAAAGUUCCAGCACCUAGGUCUUGACAUGCCACAGCCGAAGCUAGCCAGCUCCAGCCCUGUACCCUCCUCCACACCGAGCCCCAGUCUCAACCCCGGGAGCACUGAGGAGGCCAUCCGGGACAACUCGCAGGUGAACGCUGUCACGGUGCUCACGCUCCUGGACAAGCUCGUGAACAUGCUGGACGCCGUGCAGGAGAACCAGCACAAGAUGGAGCAGCGGCAGAUCAGCCUGGAAGGCUCGGUGAAGGGCAUCCAGAACGACCUCACCAAGCUCUCCAAGUACCAGGCCUCCACCAGCAAUACCGUGAGCAAGCUGCUGGAGAAGUCCCGUAAGGUCAGCGCCCACACACGCGCGGUCAAGGAACGCAUGGAGAGGCAGUGCGCGCAGGUGAAGCGUCUGGAGAACAACCACGCCCAGCUCCUCAGACGUAACCACUUCAAAGUGCUCAUCUUUCAGGAAGAAAAUGAGAUCCCUGCCAAUGUGUUUGUGAAAGACCCUGUGUCCAGCCCAGCGGAAGGGAAGGAAGAACUUGCAGAUGAAAACAGGUCUCUGGAGGAUACUUUGCACACAGUGGACCUCUCAUCUGAUGAUGAAUUACCCCACAACGAGGAGGCCCUGGAAGACAGUGCAGAGGAAAAGAUGGAAGAAAGUAGGGCAGAGAAAAUAAAAAGAUCCAGUCUCCGGAAAGUGGAUAGCCUCAAGAAAGCAUUUUCUCGCCAGAACAUCGAGAAAAAGAUGAACAAGCUGGGGACAAAGAUCGUAUCUGUAGAGAGGAGAGAGAAGAUUAAGAAAUCUCUCACUUCCAAUCACCAGAAAAUAUCCUCAGGGAAAAGCUCCCCCUUCAAGGUCUCUCCCCUCACUUUCGGUAGAAAGAAAGUUCGAGAGGGAGAAAGCCCUGCAGAAAAUGAGACCAAGUCAGAAGACAUGCCUAGUAGUGAGAUGCCCAACGACCAUGAGGAGAGCUCAUUUGCAGAGGGUCUUUCUGAAGCAUCCCUCCCCAGUGCCCUGGUGGAAGGGAAGAGCUUGGAGGGAGAUGCUGGGAGGGCGGCCUCGAGAGGGAGUAGCUCGGCUAUGGAUAGCAACAUUGACUUGGCUAUUGUGGAAGAUGAAGAAGAGGAAUCGGUGGUCGUGGAACAGGCACAGCGGGUGCACUAUGCAGGAGGCUACAUGCAAACCUCUGAGGAGGCAGAGCAGUCAGAUGAGGAGCCCAUGCAGCCAGCUGUGCUCCAGGUGGACCAGACCUCCUAAAUGCCCAGCCCACUGUGCCCAGCCUGUUCUUGCAGUUAGAUGGAUAAGCAGAGCCUAGAAACAACUCCAGCACUAGCCACUCACAGCGUCUUACUGUGCAGACAGCCCACAUUUACUACACAGUAGCAGCACACACUUAACCAAGAUUUACUAUGAAAGCAACGUGUCAGGGUCUACACUUCUAACUUCCUCUUAGGUUCCAUUUCUAUAGUUAUCCAAAACUGCCCAGAAAAAGAAAAGAAGCAGUCAGGAAAACACUAAUCAAUUGGGCUUGUCAGAAAAACCAGAGGCUAUAAGAUACUAAUCAUGAAAUGUGAUUCAUUUUUCAUCAUUCCAUAAGCUUGGUGAAUAGUGCGCCAGCAAUAUACAGCAUUUCCAUAGAACUCUGUGAAUCUAAAAUUUCAAGUGUAUGAUAUAUAAUAUACAUAUAUAUUUAAGCUAUGGAGAUAAAUUUUAUAUUUUAAGAAAAAAACACUUUUCUUAAAAGGUAGAAGAGAAGGUUGGCUACUCAGUAGAAACCACUCUUUACUGAAAAUGAAGGAGAAAUUAAAAGACUACUACAUUCAGCUAGUGAAGUAAGACACGUAGAAAAGGUGGGACUUUUAGAAAAAGAAAACUAAAGAGAAGUUAGAAAAUAAGAGGAACAGGAAAAAAGAAUUCCAAAGAGAAGGAAGACAGAGAGAAAAAAGCAUGUGUUCAAAAGUAAAAUAUUUAUAAUAUUAGUUCAAGUAUUUCACUCUUCAUACAACACUAAAAAGAAGCUCAUAUAUACUGAAAUAAUGUUAUAUCUUCACAUUUUUAUUUUCCAGUAUUUUCAAAUACAUAAAAAAUUUUACUGUAUUAAAACUGCAAUUUUUCUUAAUAAAUAAAAGACUUUACAAAUAUUUCCCUAAGGAAGUUCAAAAGGAUGUAGUCUCUUUGGCAUUGGAAGGAACAUAAAUCUUCAAAAUUAAUUAAUGUAUACUGCCUUUUGUAGGAAGUUGGAUCAUACUAUUCUUUAAUGUUUUCCAAGUUUGCAAUAGUCCUUACACUCCAAAUGAUGUAAUGUAGGUUUAUAAGAUGCUGGGAGCAACAGGUUUGGGAAAUGAAAGAUGCUAUUUUUCCUUUUUUGUACACAUACACAGCAAUAAUUUCAUUCCAGGUCAUGUUUUAUUUAUAUAUUAAUUUCACAGAAUAUUAAUACUUUUUUUCUUAAAGCAUGCUAAUGUUUUGUGUAUGUGCACAUUUACUCAGACAGGGUAAUUUUUACUACUGCCUAACAUUAUACUAAUUAUUGCUUUAUUUUUAAUUAGAGAAUGGUAGUGUUUUGAGAAAACUAUUACAGUUUGAGACAGUUGUACCAGGGAGUAAAUGUCCCACAUUUGGUAUGUACCACUCACUAUAAGUAACCUUACAAAUACAGAUAUUGCAAGACAGUAUUAAAAAACUAUGCUUUGCCUUGUAAAAGGGAUAAGAUUAAAAAAUGUAUCGAUGGCAUAACUGUCCUUACUUUGCAAUAAUGUACCCCGAAUAUUAGAUUGUUGAACUAACAAUGGCUGUGUUAAAGAAGACUAAAUAAACCAAAAAAUAAAAAGUA